Molecule: messenger RNA, 6563 nt
Organism: Epinephelus moara (kelp grouper)
Lineage: Eukaryota; Metazoa; Chordata; Actinopteri; Perciformes; Serranidae
Product: mitogen-activated protein kinase kinase kinase 11
Exons: 10
Coding region: 1188-4325 (1045 amino acids)
Biological process (GO): protein phosphorylation; positive regulation of apoptotic process; microtubule-based process
Cellular component (GO): centrosome
Molecular function (GO): protein binding; JUN kinase kinase kinase activity; ATP binding
Source: RefSeq, a predicted model, not a curated record
UGGAAGAGAAAAAGUUUUGAAACCCCACCCUCUCUACUGACUGUAAGCACAGACGUAGAAGUGGUUCGAGGUCCUGGCGAGUGAACACUGACCGAGGAAGAGGAGUAUGAUAAUCAGUAAUGAUGGAGUUAUGUCGCUGUUUGGAUACCGACGGUAACAGCGAGAGAACGGAGCUGGACCAGGCCACGCGCUCAACUCCAUUUAGGAACUAACGGGAUUUGUGUACACUGCAUGUUCUCUGUGGAAAGUAAAGUCAAGCAGCUUUGGAUAGCUCUUCCUGUUACAAAGUCGGCGGUUCCUUAGUUUUUGUGUUGUUAUAAAGCCCAGCUCGCAGUGUGCUUCUCAUAACAACGUAAGUAUGGAUCCCCUGGCUCACUGGGAUGCGGGAUUUCCUGCGGGAGCGCCGCAAAGUUGCGGUGAGACGCGGUUACUGGAGAUUUAGGCUUAAAAAAAGUCGGACUGGUUAGCCCUGAAACUUGUCGUAAAACACUGGUUGGCUGGACUGAAUGCUCCUUUCCUGCUAUUCUUCUCCGCUUCGCAGCGCUUCCUGCUUGUGGUGGCCACUGCACUUAAUGGCUAAAAAUACAUAAAAACUCAAAAUGGACAGCUAAUGUUGUGGGAACUGAAUUUGGAACACUUGUGAGUAUUUUUUUACAAGCUUUGGAUCAUUUUAUUUUUGUCCUUACAACUUUUAUUUCUCCCCAACCAGAACUCAACAGGUGGCAAUUUUGAAUGAGGGAAGAGAAGAGCUCAUUUAGCCAUAAUGAGGUGAUUCAAGAGGCUCUUAAAUACAGGCCGGUGAAAUGAUAAUGUGCUCAAACCAUGUUGGGAAACCACACAGCACAUCCCUUGAACAGUGAGCUGAGACAGUGCUGCCUUUCUGAGAUUUGAAACACUCAGCCAUUAUCAAACAGAAGCAAUCUCUCAACUGUAUUCUGUAUUUUCAAGUGGACGGCUUUGCAUGUAAUGUCAAGACGAAUGAAAGACACUUACCGUUCAGUUAUCUUUGAAUCCUCUCGUGAAGCCCACUUGUUGGUCGAGCUUUUGAACACAUUUCACUGGUCCCUGAUGAACCAACAAGAAAGACAGGAAAGGGAGCGAGGCGCAAUAAAGUACUCCUUUGUACUUUAUUUUCAAACCCUUGGGGUGCAAAAUCAGAUCCAGUCUAAACAUCUGCGUGAGGCUCCAUGGAGCCACUGAAGAACAUAUUCAGUCGUGGCCCGCUGUCCAACUGGAAAAAUUUGGAACAAUCACAAAAAGGGAACUUCACCAACCCUGUGUGGACCGCCUUGUUCGACUAUGAGGCGUCCUGUAAAGAUGAGCUCACCUUGCGUAAAGGUGACCUGGUGGAAGUCCUGUCUCUGGACUCUGAGAUAUCAGGGGAUGAGGGCUGGUGGGCCGGUAAGGUCAACAACAAGGUGGGCAUCUUCCCAUCCAACUAUGGCUCCUUUAAGCCAAGUGGAUACGGGAAGCUUCCGGGCACUGCAGUGGUCGGCGAGCUCGGCCCGGCUGUGAGCGAGUUUGAACCCGACGUGCUGGAUUUCCGGGAGCUGAGCCUGGAGGAGGUCAUCGGGGUCGGGGGCUUUGGAAAGGUGUAUCGCGGUACAUGGAGAGGCCGGCUGGUGGCUGUGAAGGCUGCCCGCCAAGACCCGGAUGAGGAUAUCAGUGUGACGGCUCAGAACGUCAGGCAGGAGGCACGUUUGUUCGCCAUGCUCAACCACCCCAACAUCAUUGCCUUGAAAGGCGUCUGCCUGCAGGAACCCAACCUGUGCCUCAUCAUGGAGUACGCCUCAGGUGGGGCCCUGAGCCGGGCGCUGGCGGGACGUCGCAUCCCGCCACACGUCCUGGUCAACUGGGCCGUGCAGAUAGCCAAAGGGAUGUUGUACCUGCACAGCGAGGCCAUCGUCCCCGUCAUCCAUCGGGAUCUCAAGUCGAACAACAUCCUUCUGGCUCAGCCCAUAGAGAAUGAAUGUAUGGAGGGUUUGACGUUGAAGAUCACAGACUUCGGCCUAGCCAGGGAGUGGCACAAGACCACCAAGAUGAGCACGGCCGGCACCUAUGCCUGGAUGGCCCCUGAGGUCAUCAAGUCCUCCACCUUCUCCAAGGGCAGCGACGUCUGGAGCUAUGGUGUUCUGCUGUGGGAGCUGCUAACAGGAGAGGCACCCUACAAAGGGAUUGAUGGACUUGCAGUCGCCUACGGAGUUGCUGUGAACAAGCUCACCCUGCCCAUCCCCUCCACGUGCCCCGAGCCCUUUGCUCAGCUCAUGUCAGAGUGCUGGGACCAGGACCCCCACCGUCGACCCAAUUUCAGCUCCAUCCUGGCCCAGCUGACGGCCUUGGAGCAGCAGGUGAAGGAAGAGAUGCCGCAGGACUCCUUCCACUCCCUGCAGGAGAACUGGAAAGUGGAGAUCCAAGACAUGUUCGAUGAACUGCGGGCUAAAGAGAAAGAGCUGCGAUGCCGUGAGGAGGAGCUGAAGCGAGCGGCCCUGGAACAGAAGUCCCACGAAGAGUUCCUGCGGCAACGCGAGCAGCAACUGGCUCAGUGGGAGCAGGACGUGUUUGAGCGCGAGCUCAGCCUCCUCAUCCUCCACCUGAACCAGAACCAGGAGAAACCCAACGUCAAGAAGAGGAAGGGCACCUUCAAGAAGCACAAGCUCAAGUGCAAGAACGGCGAGAAAAUCAGCAUGCCUCAAGAUUUCAUCCAUAAGAUUACGGUGCAGGCAUCCCCGGGCCUGGAGAAGAGGCGGAACUCUCCUGAUUUGGGGUCAGGCUCCUCGCCCUCCUUCGGCCCACGUUUCCGUGCAAUCCAACUCAGUCCCAGUGACAACAGCAGGACAUUUGGUCUGAGCUCGGUCUGGCCCCUAGAGGCCCCCUCUCAUAAACAAGCCAAUGGAGACCUGAGGCUGGGCCCCCACUGGAGGCCCCAGAGCCCGAAAAGUCCCAAAAGCCCAAAAGUCCUGCGUCUGAGUCCCCAGGAAAGCAGUCUGUCGAUGAGGGCCAAGCUCCUGGAGUCGGACAGCAAUGAGAAGGGGGAAUCCAAGGAUGACUUUGAGGAGUACAGACCCUCCACGCCUACCCCUCCCAUUCCCCCUGCUCAGAACGGCUCCUCAGUGAAGGACAGCCUGCGGCUUCCUCUACCUCAGCGAGACUCGGUCAGCGAGGAAGGGGGUUCCUCCCCAGCUGGCUCCCCCAGGCCUGAGAGGGGUUCCCACGGUGGCCUUAUUAAGAGCACCCACCGGGCCCUGCUGGGCAGCGGCUCCCUCCUGGCCUCCGUAGGACUAGGUCGCUGCCUGGAUAUUCCCCCAAGGGUGCCCCCUCGAACUAACCUCCCUUCCCUGGAGAGCCGCACCCCCUCUGAACCAGAGAUCUCAUCCCCUAUGCCCCUCAUUUCAGACCCCCCGGUGGUGGACGAUCUCAUCACCUUCUCCACCUCUGAGACGCUCCCCAGACCGCUCUUGGAUUUACCUCUGCAGUACCAAGAACUGAAGCCCUUACCCCUGACGCCACCUCCGCCGAAUCCUCGUGAGAGGAGCGGCCACCGGACGCCGCAGAUACCGCAAAGUCCGCAGAGCCCCAGGACUCCUCUGCAGCACGGCAGGGCCAGCCCAGGGGAAUGGACCCCAAGCUCCUAUUCAACUAACGGGGAGCUUGGCUGUGAGGCCUGGGAGCACAAAGCUGACAGGAGGAGGAGGUCCAGCCAAGGCCUGCACGCCUCUCAGCUGGUAUUGGACCUGCCCUUGUGCCAAGACACACAAGACGCCGAUGACAAACCCUCUGUGUCCUUAUCUCUUCAUCCCAACCCUGCCCUCUGGAGCCCCAAAACCCGUCGCCUGGAAGUCAACGUCAUCCCCCGGCCCCGCCCGUCCCCCAUCCGCCCCCGCAUUGACCCCUGGAGCUUCAUCUCGGCUGGUGGUGGGAACUCAGGUGGUGGCCGCAGCCCGCACCGUGUGGACAGCAGCCCUCUGGGCUACCAACCCUCCCCUACCAACCCUUUCACCAACUGUGACCCCUUCCCAUCGCCAGACUGUGACCCGUUCACCCUCAAGGCUGACCCCUCAAGCGGCUCGGACACAGCUUCCCCCUUCGACCCCUUCUCGGCUCCCUUUCCGACCUCCCGUUCUGCCCCGUGCUCCACUAAUGGCUCACCCACGCUGCCCUCAUUCCGUAUAGCGCCCAUCAACCCGGCCGACUCGCCACUCAUUGACCUUGGCUGGGCAGCCUGCAGCAAGCCCACAGAUGGCGCCAAAGAGAGAGCUCAUCCCCGCAAGACACUGGGGCUCAAGCCCUUCAAGUCCCCGACGCAACUCAGAGAUGAUAGGUUCUAAACCUGUGCCUGUGGCAAGGCAACACAGUCCAUGACCCUUUCCACUACUUUAUCCUAGCGAGGAUUUGGAAUCUUGUAAAAAAAAAAAAAAAAAAAAAAAAAAACGCACACCCAUCACUACCCACUGAGGUAGGUUUCCCCCAUGGGAGCUCCAAUCAUUGCAGGUCCUAUUUAUACACCAGCCUGCUGCUUUGGAAUCCUGAAAGCCAGUGAAAGGUGGUACAUUGGAUUGUGGGAUAGCUGCCUUUGAACCAAUAGCUGGUGCCCAUUUCAUUCUUCCUCUUUAUCUCGGUUUCUCUUUCCCUUUGAAGGAGCAGAACACAGAUCACUAGUCCCAUCUUCAGAUUCUAUCAGACUGCUCAUAUCACCUGCUUUCAUCUCCCCCCUACCUUUGAAGCAUUGUGACAAUGCAGAGGUGGAUAAGGCGACUUGCACAGCUUCAUCUGCCUCUACCUCUCUGCAGACUGAAAGCAUUCAGGACAAUGGAAAAAUUGGAGUGCCUUAUUUCGUGAAGUGUUUUUAGUAUAUAUCUUUUCAAGAUUUCUUGAAUGGUUAAUCUGGUGCGUAGGGAAGAUGCUAUGAAUUUGGCUUAAAUUUGCAAAUCAGCUUAGUGUUGCCGUGGAAGAAAAUGUCAUGUGCGUGCGUGCGUGUGUGCAUGUAUGUCUAGACUCAUUGUUCAAGGAAAGCUUACUGUUUUUGUUUUUUUAUUUUAAACAGCAGCUGCCUGUUGCAUUAUGGGAGAAAGCACUCAGAGUGGAUAUUCCAGGCCACUCAUGAAAUCCAAGACAAAUCCAUGACCCAGACAUUCCACUUGGAAGCAGAUAAAAUUCCAGUCACAUUCCCCUUGAAAUGCCAGGGAUUGGACAGAUUCAUUGGGCUGGCAGGCGACACAGUGCCGGAAACAGGACGGGGGAGCCCUCUGCAUUCCCCUCAUAUGCCAAAGAAUGCCACUGUGACAGAGUAAGGGCUGGGACAAAGAGUGUUUGCAAAUACAUUGUUUUUACCUCCAUGGAGUGCCAGACGGGUGGAGGCUGCCGCACUGGACAGCACAGAGAAAGUUGAGACGAUCACAGAUAGUAUUUAAACACAACUUAAAUAUACUUUUCUGUGGUUAUCUUAUUAAAUAUCACCCUUGCCGUCUUAUCACUACCCGUCUGAUGCUGUAGGAAGGUUCAACCAAAUACUUUGAAGUAUUUGCAAAUACUAUAAUACGUCUGUAUGGAAGCUUCAUUGAAUAUUUUAUUUAUUUGUACAGUCAACCAGAGUAGUAGUAGCCUCACAAGCCAGCCUGCAGUUUGGCAGACAUGAUUGACACUUCUCUCCUUGACCGGAUUGGAUGAGCAUUGCAUAGCUGUUAUUAGUCUCAUCUUCCAAUGUUUGAAUCAGGAAAACUUGUGGUUGUUGCGGGAAUGUUAAAUUUACCUGUAAUGAUCCACAAAAUUUAGUUUCUGAGAGAAGGAAUGAAAAAAAAAUCCAAGAGAAUAGUUUGACAUUUUGGGUAACCCACUUAUUUACUUACUUGAGUGAGAGUGAUAUGAAAAGAUUAAUGCUACGGUUAUAUCGUACCUUUCAAUAUGAAGCUGGAGCCAGCAGAUGAUAAGCUUAGCUUAGCAUGAAAGCAGAGGUAAAAAGCUAGCUAGUUCUGUCCAAAGCUAACAAAAUCUGUCUUCCAGCUCUGUGAAAUUCCCUCAUUAAUAAAUCACAUCUUGUUUUUUUUAAUAGCAUUGACUUCCUAGAGUUUUGUUUUGCCAGGAGGUUGCCAGGCAAUCAGUGAAGACUCCAUGAAAAGAAAACGAGGUGCUGAUCAAUGGAUUUUAUUGCCUUUGGACAGAGCCAGGCCAGCUGUUUCCCCCUGUUUCAACUCUUAAUGCCAAGCUAAGAGAACUGUUCUCAACCUUUUUAUGGUUAAAGACCUCUAAAUCGAUACGCAUUAGGUCACGCACCCCCAUUUGAUAAGAUUUAGCUUCAGGGACCAGGGGGCCAGGGACCAUCUAAACAUUGGUGAUGGGAAACAUGGGUCAAAACAUUUAGUGGUGAGAUGUAGGCUGGCUUUGUGAGACUAGAGAAGCAGGGCUCCUAACUCUUGUCCUUCCCAUUUUUUUUGUUAAAGGUCCAGUGUGUAGGAUUUAGGGGGAUAUAUUGACAGGAAUGGUAUAAAAUAUUCCUAAUUAUGUUUUUAGUCACCUAAAAACAAGAAUUGUUGUGUGUUCAUUACCUUAUAAUGAGCCAUUUAUGUCUG